Molecule: messenger RNA, 2925 nt
Organism: Lentinula edodes (shiitake mushroom)
Lineage: Eukaryota; Fungi; Basidiomycota; Agaricomycetes; Agaricales; Omphalotaceae
Exons: 11
Source: RefSeq, a predicted model, not a curated record
UGGUUUCCUUGGCCUGACAGAACAGCUUGCACCCUUGAUAUCUUGAUGCAUCUUCCUCGUUCAGUAUUCUCUGUGAGGCAACUGGACUUAUUCUUGUGGCUCUUAAGAGUCAAUGGAGUACAAGAUGCUACAUCUGUCAAAACCAUGAAAGACUUGGAUGCAAAGCUGCAGACUCUAUAUGGAAUCCAAACAUUCAAAUAUAAAGGAGCUUUUGGCCACUUGUACUAUGUGAAUAGCCUUGCUGAUAUUAUAUCCCAAGAAAUUUGUAACCCUCAAGUCCGAGACAAGCUCUCAUUUUAUCCUGAAGAUUGUGCAGCCAAGAAUGUAUCUGAAGCUCGGCAGUUCUCUCGGUGGCUUAAUGAAAUCCCAGAUGAUGAGAUUGGUCCUAUGGCACGUAUUGGAGAACAAGAUUACUACAUAUUCGAGCCUACUAUGCUACGCAGUGAGCAGGUUUGCAUUCCUCACCGCUGGUUUAUGCGCCAAGGGCGCUUCUAUGCACGGUGUUGGAAGCUUGAAGAGGUUCUUCGAGAGGAUGGCACUGAGUCUUGGCAGGUUAUAAAGGGUGAAGGGGAAUUUAUUGUCAGCGAAGACGAGCUUCUACUUUCUUUUCCACAACUUCAAGAUAAAACUUUGUACGGGCACCUCACAGAUGUCACAAAAAUUGAAAGUACCCCUCCAACAUUAUCUCCAUGGACUUUUACUGAUCCAGCCAUUGGGAAUAAGUGGCGUCAAAAAGCUGAUGGGGUGCAGUGCCUAGCAUUUCCAAUCUGGCUCUACUGCGAUGACACCUCUGGGAAUACAUCCAAGCGUUGGAAUGAACACAACAGCUUCCUUUUUACUGCAGCUGGACUUGACCGCACUGAAUCUUCAAAGGAAUAUAACGUACACUUUCUUGCAACAUCAAAUACUGCACCUCCUCUUGAAAUGUUGGAUGGUAUUGCAGACCAAUUGCAGGACUGUCAGGAAAAUGGUAUUUGGGCUUGGGACCCAAAAACCCAUUCACGUGUUCUCCUCAUUGUCUGUGUUUUGGCACUUCUUGGAGACAACCCCAUGCAGAGUGAAUUUGCAUGCCACAUUGGUCUUCGAGGGAAGUUUUUCUGCCGCACUUGUUGGGUAAAAGGAAAGGAUGCAAAAGAUGGACAGACUACAGGCUCAGUGGGAUCAGCUGCUAGUGCUGGAGGUAAACAGGGGAAGAAAAAGACAAGAGCAAAGUUCAAAGAAAGUCUCCAAUCUAUGAUUCAUCGGGUCAAAGGAUUUGUGAAGCCUGGCAAGCCUCGUACAAAGGCUGAGACAAUGGCUACCAUCAAGAGCCAGUUCAUAACAGCUGAGACCAACGGAGCAUCAAAAGCCAAGGAAGCACGCACAGAAAGUGGAAUCAAAGAUACAUACCAAGUGUUUUUUAUUGAUAAAUUCAUGAACCGUCGUCGAAAGGGUGUCCAAGAAGCACAAGCCCCUGAUAUAUCUCAAGAUACAAUGAGCCCUGUUUGGCGUAUUAAAGGAUUGGACCCCCAUGCAGACACACCAGUUGAAAUUCUGCAUGUAGUCCUUUUGGGAUUUGUCAAAUAUCUUUGGCGUGAUGUCAUUGAAAACCAAUUGAAAAAGAAUGAAAAGCUGAAAAAAGAGCUAGCCACUCGACUCUCCUCUCUGGAUGUCCAAGGCCUUGGUCUUGAUUCUAGCCUUCAGGGUGAAGUUUUGGUUAAUCACUACGGUUCUCUGACAGGUUCAGAUUUUCGAAAGAUAAGCCAAGCUGCUCCAUUUGUCCUGAAGGGAUUUGUUGUAGAUGACUGCUACCAGACAUGGGUUGCAUUGUCUAAACUUGUUCCUCUAAUCUGGCAGCCAAAAAUCGUCAAUUUGAACUCAUAUAUUGAAUUGUUGCAACAAGAAAUCGAGCAAUUUCUGCUAUAUGCUGCUAAAUGGAGCAUUCGUUGGUUCAAUAAGCCAAAGUUCCAUAUCUUGGUUCACCUUCCAGAGCAUAUUCGUCGAUUUGGGCCUGCUAUGCUUUUUGCAACUGAGGUUUUCGAAUCUUACAAUGCUGUUAUUCGGGCCAAGAGCAUACAUUCCAAUCGGCUUGCCCCAUCUCGUGAUAUUGCAUGGGCAUUUGCAAGACAAAAUCGCAUUCGACAUAUGCUCAGCGGAGGAGUGUUCUUAGACCGAGGAAAAAUCCAGCUUAACAAGGAAGCAGACGAUCAGUUUGGAAACACCAACUGUCCUCAGAAGGAUCGUGUAACUCAGGUGCAACAAUAUUUCCGUAGCAAUGCAUUUACAUCAGGGCACUGGGUGACCGUAGGUCAGACAGAUAAGGGUGCUGUUGAUCAGCAAUGGCAGAAUACUCAGACUGGACGCCUGGUUCCUGAGACGCCUUUAUAUACCGAGUUUGAAAAGAGCACAAAAAACUUUCACCGCACUCAGCAGCUUAUUGUGGCAAAUGGCGACAAAUGUAAACCUCUAGGAUUUGCAGCAUGCUCUUCGCCCCUACUAUAUGCUUUUGCUACCGACGGCAUCUCAAUUGUCAAGGUCAUUGAGCCCCUGCAGUGCAAACGCACUGCUUUCCCCACCAAUGCUGUCGACUCUGUACUUGUUGAAGCCAUGGUGGUUGGAAACAUUGCAUCAAGUCAUGGAAUGCCCCGACUGACACCUUCAGGCCGGUACUUUUCAAUUCUUCCAACGAAACAGUCCCUCCGAUGCACUGUAAAUGUGCAACAUGAUUGUGAUCGACAUUACUGCACUGUUGAAGCAAAGCAGCCGGCUGCACAGGAGCGCGAGCAGACAUCCAAGCUCAAGGAUGAAGUGGUACAUAAAGGAGACCUGGAUGACAAAGUUUUGAACACAGCACAAAUGCGGGACGCAGAUUUCUUGCAGCGCUUCCGCAUUCAAAUUCCGCGAUUAUCUGUGGAUGUCAUUCUUGAGGAAAGCUCUGCUCGAGAG